Fragaria vesca subsp. vesca is the source of this 1871-nucleotide messenger RNA. Its product is annotated as protein AF-9 homolog. Lineage: Eukaryota; Viridiplantae; Streptophyta; Magnoliopsida; Rosales; Rosaceae. The coding region runs from base 265 to 1095 and encodes 276 amino acids. Gene Ontology annotation, biological process: regulation of DNA-templated transcription. The record is from RefSeq and is a predicted model, not a curated record. The transcript has 6 exons.
GAAACAAAAUAUUGAUAAAAAAAAAAAAUGACCUUGCCCGCGGUCUUACCCCAAAAUUGAGUCUUUGUUUCUUCACCAAAAAAGGGAUCGAAAGCCCUCAAAGGAACUAAAACCCUAACUUACUCCCCCAAAUCCCCAAUUCUGAAAACUAAUCUCUCCCAAUUCGAAUUCGUCGGUAAAACCCUUUUCGCCGUGCUUCGAAUUCCGGCGUUGGCAUUGCUCUGUGUAAGUUGAAGUGGCGUAAAGCUCGAAUCUUUGCUCACAAUGUCGGCGAGGAAAGUUGGUGAAGCUGAACCUCAGCCUGAGGGGGACGGUGGCUCUGCGCAAGCUUCACAGUCAGUUCGAGCUUCCAAGUCCACUGAUGAUAGUGACAAGAAGAGCACAGACAGGAAACUUAAGGAUGUUGAUAUUUGUGUGCCGAUAGUAUAUGGGACGAUCGCGUUCUAUCUUGGUAGGAAGGCCAGCGAGUCUCAGUCCCAUAAGUGGACGGUUUAUGUUCGUGGAGCCACAAAUGAGGACCUUGGGGCGGUGGUGAAGCGUGUUGUCUUUCAAUUGCAUCCUAGUUUCAACAACCCUAUGAGAGUGAUCGAGUCGCCCCCAUUUGAGUUAACAGAAUGCGGUUGGGGUGAAUUUGAAAUUGCCAUCAGCCUGUUCUUCCACAAUGAUAUCUGUGAGAAGCAGUUGGACUUGUAUCACCAUUUGAAGCUAUAUACCGAAGACGAAUCGGGCCCCCAGUCGACCAAGAAACCUGUUGUUAUGGAAUCUUAUAAUGAAAUAGUUUUCCCCGACCCUUCUGAGGCAUUUUUUGCUCGUGUACAAAACCAUCCAGCUGUCAUAGUUCCCCGUUUGCCUGCUGGGAUUAACUUGCCUAAGCCUGUUGUGAAUGAUAACAUGAAUGAAAACAAACGAGGAGACACGAAGGAUCACCCUCUUAGUCAGUGGUUCUUGAACUUUUCAGAAGCAGAUGAACUCUUAAAACUUGCAGCGGCUCGCCAAGAGGUUCAAGCCCACAUUGUUAAUGUAAGACGAAAACUGAGCUUGAUGGAAGGGGUGCCCCAGCUGUCCAAACAACCCUCCGGUUUUGAGUACGCAUGAUCAUGGUAAUAUUGUCAAAGAUUCGUCAUCAGUGUAAAUUAAUGAAGAUUGAGUGAUCCUUGAUGUAAACAUCUGUAUCAUCACAGUGAUGGGGAACUCUCCAGUUUGUUUAAAUCUUUGUAUGUGGUUUACAGCUAAUUGAACAGUGUAGUACAGGAACAACUAUGGAUUGUUCUGAGACCUCUUAUCAAACAAGCUAGAAGAUUGUGCACAAUAUUAGUAUUGUCUUCUUCCCCGUCUAUUUUUCUUUAUGUUGGGCCAAUGGCAGUAGUAUGCUCAAGGUAAACGAGUUAGGCCAAUCAGAUGGGAUGGUUCAUACUUCAUAGUGUAGACCUCCUCAGGCUUCAGAGUCGAUUGCGAUGCUGUAGUUUUGAUGCUUGUAGUGAUGUGAAUAAGCAUUUUAGAGAUUUCAGAAAGCUCGAUUUUCUCAAAUACCUGUGCUGUUCUAGAGUUGUAUUGGAUUUUGAUUCAGUGGUCAGGUCUAUCUAUAAUUCUAUAUACAGGGAAACGUACACUACAAACAUAUGAGCUUAUUCUGACUUGUAAUGGUCAAGGUUCUUCUGAGAUAGUACUUGAGUAGACCGAUAAACUGAAAUACCUUACCUGUUGUGAAUUGUGAUUGCUGUGAAGCCGCCAUUUCUAUUUUGUCUCUAUGAGGUUUCUUGAGGACAAGUAACAUGGCCUUCAUCCCUUUCACAUGCCGAUAAAUGGGGUUGGUUCAACAUCUUCUGCAAGAGAGUUGCCGUCUGUUGAUUGGUCCUGCCUCAGUUACGACG